AUGCAGAGCCAACCCCACACACCAGCCCCCGCUCUGAGCGCCGCAUCGAUCUACACCACCAGCGCCGCCCAGCAACCCGCAUCGACAUCCUUCUCACACGUCCCUGCACCGCCGAAAGCCACGGCACCGCCGCCCCAGUUCUACCCCAUCGCACCCUCCAUCUACGUCUCCCGGCCCACCGACAAGGAACGCGCCUCGCAGCUGACAGAUAUCGCCGAACCCCUGCGGCCGCUCGACGCCGCGCUCGCCACGUCACCCCGGGAUGUCGUCAUCUUUGGCUGGAUGGACGCGCCCCUCCGCCUCGUCGCAAAGUACGCUGUGCCCUACACCGUCCUCUUCCCGCAAGCAAACGUCUACAUCAAGCUGUCCAACGGCAAAAGCUACCUCUCCUCCGAGGCGCGGCGCAAGAGGGACCUCGAACCGCUCGUCGACCACGUCUGUCGGGACGUUGCUCAAGCGGACCGCGACGCCUCCUCGGCCCCGGCUGAGCUGAGCACCGAGCUGGGCGAUUCCACAGUCACCCUCCUCGACACCUCCCAGACCCUUGCCGACGCCGCAGCCAACGCCGACAAGCCUUCCUCGAGCCCGUCCCAGCAUGGAGGUCUCGUAAUCCACAGCUUCUCCGACGGCGGCGCGGGCAACCUCGCCCUCUUCCUCUCGAUGCUCCCGCGCACCUCGUCCGCGCCGCGCGUCCACUCGCUCAUCAUGGACUCGUCGCCCGGCAAGUCGACGCCGGCCUCGGGCGCCUCCGCCUUCACCAUGCCCCUUGCCCACCGCCCUGCCCUGCGCGCCGUCGUGCGCUUCUUUGUCUACCUCGGACUGUACCUGCUCAAGAUCUGGACCCGCCUCAAGGGCCAGCCCACCAGAGCAGAGAAGAUGCGCUCCACCCUCAAUGCGCUCCACACCUGGACCUGGGUCACGGCGAGCCGCAACACCACCGUCGAGGCUGCAGCGGCUGCAAAGGCGGGAGCGGCGGCGGCCGAUGAGGUCCAGGUGCCGCCGAGGAUGUACCUCUACUCCAAGUCUGACAAGCUCAUCCCGUGGCGGUACGUCGAGGAGCACGCCCACCACCUCGCCCACUCCAGCCGGCCCGGCUCCAGCCCGCGACUCGUCGAGAUGCAGUCGGCCGACGCCAAGUCUGCCCUCGCUUCGUGCGACAGUGGCCCAAUGGCUGUCGAGCUGAGGAGGUGGGACGACGCCCCGCACUGCGGCAUCGUCAGGUCCGACUUCAAGGGCUACUGGUCCGCCGUGGUCCAGUUCCACACCGCCGUCCUCUCAUCACAGGCAUCGUCGACUGCGACCGGCCAGGCAUAG
Molecule: messenger RNA, 1314 nt
Organism: Pseudozyma flocculosa PF-1
Lineage: Eukaryota; Fungi; Basidiomycota; Ustilaginomycetes; Ustilaginales; Ustilaginaceae
Exons: 1
Coding region: 1-1314 (437 amino acids)
Source: RefSeq, a predicted model, not a curated record